AUGUUGCCAGUGAGCGUUUGCACACCAACCUUUGCAGUGGCGUUAUAUUCGCGCUGGGUGGCGCUGUUGCGCUAUUACGUCCUCAACGUGGCUGUUCCGCAUUGCUGCGGUGGAGGAAUCGGAGGAAUCCAAACGCUGCUGCUUAUCAUGGCGUCGGCACUUUGUCGUCUUGGCUGGGUUUCGGCUGUCAGAAACGUCUUCGUCUCGCCGGCAAAGACUGUGACAGCGUGUCGGACAGCUGCGUGCUUCUCUUCCGGGGCCAUUCUACCCAAACCCAAGAAGACCCCCUUCGGUCUCUGGCGGAUUGCGGCGGUAGUGGUGCCCUCCUUGUACAUGGGGACUCGUAUCAGCAAGAACUUUGCUGAGGUACUGGAGGAACACGACAUCUUUGUCCCCGAAGACGAUGACGACGACUGA
This is a messenger RNA of Phycodurus eques (leafy seadragon), 417 nucleotides long. RefSeq names its product essential MCU regulator, mitochondrial-like. Gene Ontology annotation, cellular component: uniplex complex; mitochondrial inner membrane. Bases 1 to 417 code for a protein of 138 amino acids. Gene Ontology annotation, biological process: mitochondrial calcium ion homeostasis; calcium import into the mitochondrion. Lineage: Eukaryota; Metazoa; Chordata; Actinopteri; Syngnathiformes; Syngnathidae. The transcript is spliced from 2 exons. The record is from RefSeq and is a predicted model, not a curated record.